Fusarium sp. VM40 is the source of this 3885-nucleotide messenger RNA. Lineage: Eukaryota; Fungi; Ascomycota; Sordariomycetes; Hypocreales; Nectriaceae. The record is from the annotation of a GenBank genome assembly.
AUGUAUAACCGCGACUCUAGGAUAAUGCGCAAGCUCCUCGGCAAGGCUUCGACCGAGACCCCUGCAGGCGAUUCAGCCAAUCUCUCCAUUACAAGCGCUCCCGCAUCUACCAUAUCGGCCUCGUUUCGACCAUCGAAGUCUCAAGAUGCUGUAUAUAAAGCAGGAGCCCCGAUCCUCGCGCUCGAUGUAUCCCCCGAUCGACGAACGGCCAUUCUCGCUGGAGGGCAUAUUCUCAAGACUGUUGUACUUGACGACCCUUCGAACUUCAACUUCAACUUUCGCGAGGGUGUAGACCUGAGGGCUGUCAUUACCGCUCAACCGUCAGGUUUAAAAGGAAAUCAGGCGGCCGAUCAACUCAGCAUUCGGGAUGUCAAAUGGCAUGGCGGUUCGACAAUCUUUACGGCUUGCGCCAAUGGCAAGAUCUUCGCAUACGAUGUUGCUCGGGUUGGGUCCGGUGCGGCCGACCCAUUGGAAUACAUGCAGACGCAGGAGGACUCGCGACAAGUUAACACACUGGAUGUGAACCCUCAUCUCAAGAGUUGGCUCCUGUCAGGUAGCCAAGAUGGAAUGACGCGCGUGUUUGACACGGCAGCGCCCAUACAAGGUCGCGGCGGCAUCACCUUCCGUCAACGUUUCGCACCACUCAAAUGCAUUGACUCGGUUCGCCAAGUCAAGUGGUCUCCAAAGGUUGGUCAUGAAAUGGCCUGCUGUACCGAGGGUGGAGUAGUGCUCAAGUGGGAUGUCCGCCAACCUGCCAGACCCUUACUAAGGAUCAAUGCACACGAAAAGGCAUGCGCAUCUAUCGCGUGGCAUCCCGAUGGCAACCACCUUAUCAGCGCCGGCAGGGAUACAAAGCUUCAUGUCUGGGAUGUUGGAAGUACAGCCGAUAAGCGACAAAAGCCGAAAUGGUCAGUCACAACACCUGCGCCAAUCUGGACCAUUGCAUGGCGACCUGGCCUAUGGUCUGCUACAGCACAGAACAAGCGUGUUGCGCAAAUAGCAGUCUCGUAUGACGAUAGCAGCUCUCGUCGAUACGGAACUUCAGCAGUACACAUUUGGGACUUGGCUCGACCGACGUUGCCCUAUAAGGAAAUCGAGAGAUUCGACUCUUCACCAGCAACCCUGUUGUGGCAAGAUCAGGACAUGCUCUGGACAGUUGGGCAAGAUGGUUUGUUCACGCAAAGUGAUGUUGCUUAUGCACCUAAAGUUAUCGAUCGGCAAUCUACUUCCUCGGUAGCAUUUUCGCCGAAAGGUGAUGUUAUGAUGUUUCUUGAUGAACGAUCUCAUCCACACAACCGACCCCGACCCCCUGUCACACACCACGCAGAGAUUGUGCCGCGUGGUCCUUAUGGCUCAAGUCCCAAUGCUCCCAUGCUGAGUAUUAGCCGCAGCGACUCAGAGGAAGACGUAGUCGGCAGCUUUCUAGGUCCCAGACGCAGGUCAAUUCGCAGGAAGGCAGGUGGGAGAUCUGGACAAUUGAGCACAACGCCACCAUCUGGCUCUGGCAUCGCUGAUGAGAAUAAGCAAUUCCUCGCGCUCGACCAAGCCAUCAAUGUUACAGGUAUCUUCAAGACGCAGCAAACAAUGGCAUUUGGUCGUCUACCUGCUGCGAAAACAACACAGGUCUACCAAUAUCUCUCGAGAUUAUACCUCGAGACACUCCAUCAGGAGCUUCCAUACGUUCAAGAGGGCAAAUCACUUAACAAACGAGUCGGCAUUAUUCUGGAGCACUAUGCACGUGCAGCCGAGAGUGUUUCGUACUUCCGGUUAGCCCAGACUUGGCGCAUUCUGUCAUAUACGGUCGGUCUGCUCCUGGACCGUCGCGCCCAGUACCAUCUUGAUUUGCGUCUUGGACGCUUUCACAAGAUGAAGAUAGAAGAGAGAAAGGGAAGUGGAAUACUGAAGCCCGUUGACUUUUAUAAUGCUAGUCGCACCCCCGGCGAUGAGACGCCCAGACGUGGCUCGGUGAAACCAGGCAUCGGCGGCCGCUCUCUCAGCACUCGAUCGCUCCUUGCAUUGGGCUUUGAGAGCACCUCCAACGUCCCGACCCCACUCGCGCGACCGGCUGAUGCCGGUAUGAAUACCAAAGAGCAUGCUCAACAGGUCGGCAAGAGACUUGCAGCCAUCACGGAGCCUGAUGAACUUAGUCUUGGUCCUGGCAUAAAUGACAGGUUCGAAGACACCCCCCGACGGCGCCUCGACUCGAUUCCCGUCUCUGACGUCAGCCUUGAAAGCGAAAGCUCACAAAUUUCUAGCACUGAAGGAUAUGACUUUUACGACGCCGAUGUUCUGCUCAAGGUCGUCGACGUUCCGCCCAAGAAGAAAGAGCCCCUGUCUUUGGGAUCAACGAGUCCCGAGAUUCCGAAAGUCACCCGCCAUGAUUCGGACGAGAGCUUUGCUCAGAUGUUUUCGACUUCUGAUGCCGCCAAGAAGCCAUCAGCGUUGACCCCAAGAGGGAACGGCCAAUGGCGAUCGAGUCUUGCAAGGCACGCCUCGGACAUGGAUAAAGACAAUCAAGAAUAUCCGAGCCACAUACGUGGUGAAGAGGUCCAUACCACAGCAGACACGCCGACAGAGUCGCCCCUGUCACGUCCCAAGAAACCUGCGACCGACUCCCCAGAUGAGGUUUUCAUGAUAUCUCAGACAACAAUAGGAACUGAUGACUCCUUCCCAUCCCAAACAUCAGAGCCAUUGCAGCCCGAGCCAUCACCCCCUAAGCCCACUACGCAACCAGCUCCCUCGAAAGAAGAAUCGCCCCUGCCACAAAUACUCGCCCCUGCAAGCCAUCCCAGCCGAACUAUCAGUCCAUUUAAAGAUCUGUUUCCCGCCCAAAAAGAUCUUCGACCCUAUAUCUUGGAGACGGAUUUCCUCCCAUGGGAAGAUGAUCCUCUAUACCCGUAUCCUGUGGUCACCACAGGCGACCCAUCUAUAGUUUCACCACUUGAUCCUUAUACUUCCAUCACGGAGGCCUUGCACUACGAGUCACGAUCGUCUGCUCUUAAUGCCUCCGCCAUCAUCCUUUUACUCAAGCCUUUAGUACCCGAGUUUGUGAUUGACUACCACCAAGCAAGCGCAGUGUUGCGACAGCAUCACUCUCGUCUGAUGCAGAUGGGUCUCUUUAUCGAGGCGUCCCUUCUGCGAAAUCUGUGUGUUCAGGGGUGGCCGGAAGGUUUGCCACAAUGGGGUGAAAACUAUACAGCGAUAUUUACGCCUGCUCAACAGAAUGGCAAGGUCAGCUUCUUCUGCUCUUCCUGUAAGAAGCCACGAGAACUUGACCCCAAGAACGGCCCAGAAGGCAUCUGGACUUGCGAGCGGUGCCGUACAGCCAUGGCACCCUGUGCUGUCUGUGGACAUCGAGAGCCUACACAGGCAGAGUUCACUCCAAUUGAGGUAGCAUCUGCUAUGGCUUCAGAUUCCCACCUCAUCGAGUGGUGGUACUGCCCCGGCUGUGCCCACGGCGGUCACGCCUCCUGCCUCCAAGCAUGGCACGCCCCCCUCGACGCGCCAGAAUCCGGCAGCACAGCUUCAUUCAGCGACGGCUGCUGUCCCCUCGACGGGUGCGGUCACGCCUGUCUUCCCGGUCGCUACCGUGGCGAAACCACUACGGCACGAGCCGACGAGAUUGGCCGCGCGACCGUUGAAAAGACUCGCGCUCGCGAUGAAAGAGGAGCAAGCAGCAGUCGACGUUCCAGUCCGCGCGCAGGAACGGAUCGUUCUGUGAAGAGCGACGGAAAUGAUAUCCCGCAGAGCAGAGCCGUAGGCAUGGCGAGGGAUGCAUUGAACAAGGGAAGUGGGGGGAUCUUGAGUUCAAGCCCGGGGAGGACUGUUGUCACGGGGGAGAGGGAGAGGAGGAAGAGUGUCAAGUUUGCAAGAACAGAUCAGUAG